ACACGAAAGUCAAAUGUUUGCAAAUGUUAAUUCAUUGUUACUGUAUAAUAAAUAUUUAAUAAAUUAUACUUUUUUUCAUAAUGUUUUCUGUAGUGUUAUUUCACUUUUCCUAUUAUGUUAUUUGUAAAUACUAAUUAAUAUCAAAAUUCUAAGAUAUAUGUUUAGCUUUGAUUAACUCUGGUUUAUACAAACACUACCAAUCAUAUAUAGAUCUGAUUAAGUGAGGUACUUGAAACUUAACACUUCAGCAACUAUACCAUUAUUACAUUUGGAUUGAUGCCAAAUUGUUCUUAUUAUAAACGACUUAAAUAGCUUAAUUAAAAAAAAUCGGUACCCAGUUUCAUACUCAUUAAACAUUUUUUCAUUUCAUGUUUUGUAAUGACAUUAACAGUUUAACUAUUACAUCACAAUUAUUUCUUAACAUAAUAUUUUAUAAUUAAGAAGAGUAAUAUAAAGAAUUUUCAAUGCAUAUCUGGCACCAAAUUUACACUUUAAUACAUUUAAUGAAUGAUUUGAAACUUAGUUACAGUCAUACAAUAUCUGCUUCCCUCUAUCAUCUUACUUGAGGUAAUUUUAGUUUCACCUCUCAGCUUUGCUUGAACUAGUACAUAGUUAACUACUACUCAUUCAGUACAUUCUUAUCUGCUGUACCAGAAUCAGUCUUCUUCAACUCAUUAAAGUGAACAAUACAUUUGUAUAAAUUAAAUAUAUUAUACGUUUAUUUUCUAUCAUUCUCUUCUAUUCUAUCAUUUUUCUUUUAUUAUAAAAAUAUAAGAAUAUUUAUUCUAAGAUUAUUCCAAAAGAAAUGGACAUAGCAAAGGAAUUAAUAUUGAAUUUAAAACAAAAUAAUAAAUCACACGUGGGAUAUGGUUUACAGAAAGAAUGUGAAGCACUAAUUGGUCAUGUUUUGCAAAACAUGGUACAAUCCGAAUUACCUGAAUUAAUUCCUGAAGUGAAACAUGAACAAGAUUCUAUUCAGUAUAGAGAAGAAGGAAAUCAACAUUUUGUAAUGGGUGAUGAUAUUGAAGCUAUAAAAUGUUACACAAUGAGUUUAGCAUAUGCAAAUAAUAAAGAACUUAUGUCGUAUGCUCAUGCCAAUCGAUCGGCUGCUUUAUACAGAAAACAAAUGUAUAAAGAAUGUAUAAUAGACAUUGAUGCUGCAUUGAAUCUUGGCUAUCCAGAAGAAAAAAGGGAAAAGUUAAAAGAGAGAGGAGCCAAAGCUGUGGAAGAAAUAAAAAAAAAAUUACUGAUUAAAAAGGAUGAUCAUAUUGAUACAGAAAAAUUGAUGAACGCAUGUUUAUCAGAAAAGAUAAGCGACAGUCCUAACGUAGUAAAAUAUCGAAAUGGAAAGGAGGAAAUUGGCAAAAAGAUAAAUAAAAAUGUUAACGCUGACGAAAAUAAACACGAUUCAGUUAAUGAAGAAAAAGAACCCAGAUACUUAGCAGAUGAAGGUCCUUUAAAGUUAGCUUAUGGUCCAGGUAAAGAGGCUCCAGCUGCUAGCGAUGGUGUUAGCAUUGCUUUCUCUGAAAAAUACGGGCGUCAUUUAGUAGCUACAAAAGAAUUUAAGCCUGGUGAUAUAGUUACUAUUGAAGACCCUUAUGCAUGUAUUCUUUACGCACAAUGCUAUUAUACGCAUUGCCACCAAUGCUUAGCAAGAUGCUAUAACUUAAUUCCAUGUACAAAAUGUCCAGUGGCUCAGUACUGCUCAGAGACAUGCAGGAAAUUAGCUUGGGAAAUGGCUCAUCAGAUAGAAUGUCCAAUUUUAGCAAUAAUAGGAAACUUACUUAACGUUGAUGAAGAUAAGAUACGAAUGCUUACCAAGAUCAUUAGGUUUCUGAUUGUAGUAACAGCAAAGGGUGAAAAAAUUGAAGAACUGCUUGAAGACAUGAAAAUAGCUGAAUCUAAUCCAGAUAAUAGAACUGCAGGAUUUACAGAUGAAGGCAUACUGGAUAGUGCCAGUGCACGAUCGGCUCUGAGUCUUGCUACUAAUAUGACAACAAGACCACUCAUUGGAAUCAGCGCUUUUGCAUGUAUCUCGUCUCUUGCAAUUAUGCUCCUAGCCACACAGACUAAUUUCUUCUGCAAGAAAUACGAAGUGAACCAAUUAAAAAACAUUGACAAUUUUCCUAAGAUCAGAUUCUGUGGCAGCCUUAUGUUCCGUGCCUGUGUUAUAAUGUCUUCCAAUUGUUUCUCAGUACAACAAGACCCAGGAAUUAAAACAGGUUCAGGAUUAUACGUAACGCAUAGCUUGUACAAUCAUUCUUGUGCUCCGAAUACAUUUCGGCAUUUUGAAGGGUUGACAAUGAUUACUCGAGCGUUGCAGCCAAUAUCUCCUGGAGAUCAAAUAUUCACAAAUUAUGGUGCUUCGUAUGCGUACAUGACAAGAUCUGCAAGAAGAGAAAAAAUAAUGCAAGAUUACUUCUUUGAAUGUGAUUGUACCGCGUGUACAUUUGACUGGCCAACGUACAAUACAAUUCUUCGCAAUCACAUUGGUUCUAUCAGUAAGAAUAAGGAACUCGUGGAGAAAUUGAAGCCUUAUAAGCAACGAUUAACGAAAAAUAUGUAUGACAUUGAAGCUGUGAAAUCGGUCCUCCUUAUAUUGUUCAAAGCAGUGACCCAGCCAUGCGAAGAAGUCGUACAUGCGGAACAAUACCUGAAGAGUUAUUAUUUAGGUAAAUUUAAGUAAACUUGAAGUGAAGUUACUUACAUUUACUUAUAUGCUUGUAUGCUUUAUUUAUAUGCUUCACUUACUUGCAAAUACUAAAUAGUAUACUUACACCCUGCAAACCACUUUCACCUAAAUAUUUCACUUUGUACACUGAUUUACUUGCUGCUUAUUAAUGCUUUAUAGCCGCUUCUAUUAGUCUUUAGCUUAUAUUAUUCUAUAAAAAUAAUAUAUUGAAUUCUUCUGCUGCAAUGGUAUGUGAAAAGUGUGUGCAUUAGAUAUUCCAAUUUCAACUUCAAUACUAUAGAUGAAUUCUUUUGUUUUUAGAUCCAUAAAAGAGGCAUCAAUAUUGUACUACGUUAUUAAUGAAAGACAUGGAGUAUUCCUAAAAACAUUUUAUUUAAGUUAUACAUGAUAUUUAGCUAAUUCCUAAAAACGUGUGUAUAGCUUUUUCCAUGGGUUAUACUUAUAUAAUUGUUCAAACAAAUUGAAAUUCAUGUAAUAAUGUAAAUUUAAAAAACAUGUAACAUAGAAAAUAAACUUUUUAAUGCCUA
Molecule: messenger RNA, 3219 nt
Organism: Osmia bicornis bicornis
Lineage: Eukaryota; Metazoa; Arthropoda; Insecta; Hymenoptera; Megachilidae
Product: SET and MYND domain-containing protein 4-like
Exons: 5
Coding region: 806-2686 (626 amino acids)
Molecular function (GO): protein binding
Source: RefSeq, a predicted model, not a curated record